AUGACUGUGGAACCUGAGCCUGAAACGGAGAAUGGAGGCGUGCCUUGGGUGCAGAUAAUGCAACAGAUGCAGCAGCAGAAUCAAAUGAUGAUGCAGAUCAUGCAAGGCAUGCAAGGACAACAACUAACCGCUCCUGCUCCUACUACUCUGGCUGCAGCAGGGCCUGACUUUCGUGCCUUCUUUCGGAUGGAUCCGCCAGAGUUCUUGGGUGGCUUGGAUCCUGUGGUUGCUCAAGAUUGGUUGUAUGGCAUGGAGAUGAUAUUUCAGGCUAUCCAGUCGUUCUUGGAGAAGUACUAUCCCAACAGUGUGCGUGCUUUGAAAGAGCGUGAGUUUCAAUCCUUCAAGCAAGGCAACCUGUCAGUGUCUGAAUAUGCUAAGAAAUUCGAAGACAUGGCUGCCUUUUCGAGACAAGCUGCUUAUGCAUCAGAUGAGUUAUGGAAGAUUGAUCAGUUUCUUAUGGGGCUGAAUGCUGAUAUUGUGCACAGUGUGUCUCAAAGGGAGUUUACCACUUAUGCUGAGUGUUUGAGGCAAUGCUAUGUUGCUGAAAACACAUUGAAGAGGGUUCAGGAAGAAAGAGAGCAGAACAAGCCAGUUCGUAAGGAAUAA
Molecule: messenger RNA, 606 nt
Organism: Vicia villosa (hairy vetch)
Lineage: Eukaryota; Viridiplantae; Streptophyta; Magnoliopsida; Fabales; Fabaceae
Exons: 2
Coding region: 1-606 (201 amino acids)
Source: RefSeq, a predicted model, not a curated record